AUGACAAAAGUAAUUGAACAAAAGCGUAUCAAUGAGAAAAAUUUCAAAGAAUGGCUUAAACUAAUUUUUCCAAGAAUAUCACGAGCUUCGAUACCUCCUACACUAACUUUACCCGAAAAUUUUACUUUUGAAGAUUUUGAUAAUUGGUCUCUUACUCCUCACCCAGUUUAUUAUAAGCUAUCUGAUGAAAAAGUGGUUAAUAAAUUAAAAGAAUAUUGGACUUAUCUUUCACAAUCUUCUACUAUUCCUGCCCUUCUUGACCCAUCGAUCAAGUAUUAUAUCUUUUCUUGUGAGCAAUAUGUAUGGAAGGCAAGUGAAGACAUAAAAUACAAUGAAAAUUAUAAUCUGAGGACAAGGAUAUUACAUUAUACUGAAUCUAAUAAGAGUGCAGGAAGCCAGUACGACCUCAAUAAAAAUGAGAUUUAUGUGAUAGCCCUCAAG
Molecule: messenger RNA, 441 nt
Organism: Racocetra persica
Lineage: Eukaryota; Fungi; Glomeromycota; Glomeromycetes; Diversisporales; Gigasporaceae
Source: the annotation of a GenBank genome assembly